This is a messenger RNA of Spizellomyces punctatus DAOM BR117, 2428 nucleotides long. RefSeq lists its product as uncharacterized. Gene Ontology annotation, biological process: proteolysis; peptide metabolic process. The record is from RefSeq and is a predicted model, not a curated record. The coding region runs from base 31 to 2286 and encodes 751 amino acids. The transcript has 13 exons. Gene Ontology annotation, molecular function: metalloendopeptidase activity. Gene Ontology annotation, cellular component: mitochondrial intermembrane space. NCBI's taxonomy places the organism in Eukaryota, Fungi, Chytridiomycota, Chytridiomycetes, Spizellomycetales, Spizellomycetaceae.
GGGUCACCUCCUGUUUCCCCCCACACCACGAUGCUUGCCCGUUGCAGAGCUUCCAGAUUGCUUUGUGUUUCCAGGCACCGCAUAAAACCGCUCAUCACCCUCACCAACCAUUUUGCAACUCAUUCCCAUUCGCUCCACUGCCAAAGCCCUCGCAUCCUUACGGCUUCUAAUCGCCUGGUUCUCCAAUACUCAACUAUUCCAUUCUGCACUCCCCACCGCCUGAACUCAACCAUGGCUACCCCAACCCUCGAGCACAACCGUCUUCGUCUGGACAUGUCCCCGUCUGAAAUUAAGGCCCACACCGAAGAUAUAAUUGCUAAAGCGCGCAAACAGUACGAUGAGAUCGCUGCUUUGACGCCCGACCAAUGCAAUUUCGAGUCAGUCAUAAAGAAGAUGGCGACCGUCGAUACUUGGCUUGGUAUUGAGACAAACAACGUGACCUUUCCCCAAUAUGUCUCCCCCGACAAGGCAGUCAGGGACGCCGCCGUUGAGGCGAACAAGCUUCUCGAUGAAUUUGAAAUUCAACAAAGCAUGCGUGAGGACCUCUUUAAAGCUGUCCAAGCUACUUCAGCCAAGAAGGAGCAGCUUGACCCCGAAUCGGCACGAUUGCUGGAAUUCACCGAACGCGAUUUCAAAAGAAACGGUCUUGCUCUGCCAAAAGAAAAGCGGGAUGAACUGGAAAAAUUAAAGAAGAAGCUUGCUGACGCAUCAACAGAGUUUAGUAAGAACAUGAACGAAGACAAGACGGAGGUUCUGUUCACCAAGGAUGAAUUGGAGGGCAUGCCAGAUGACUUUUUGGAGGGAUUGACUAAAAAGGUCGAUGAAAAGGACGGCGUGGAGAAGUAUGCUGUGACCAUGAAAUACCCUGACAUCAUUCCUACAAUGCGCAUGGCAAAGCGCGAAGAGACACGGAAGCGCCUAGAUAUUGCCAAUGGACAAAAAUGCCAGGCCAACGUUGCCAUCCUUGAAUCCGCUGUUGCUGUUCGUGAACAAAUUGCAAAGCUUCUGGGGUACAAGGAUCAUGCGUCCUACAUAUUGGAGGUCAAGAUGGCGAAAGACACAAAGAGCGUUGAUGAAUUUCUUAAAAAGUUGCGAGAGAGGCUCACGCCAUUUGGCCAGAAAGAGUUGCAAAGAUUGCUUGAGCUCAAAAAGAAAGAAAAAGCUUCCCGCAAUGAGCCGUUUGAUAACAAGAUAAACUCUUGGGAUUUCCAGUACUACAAUCGACUCUUGCUUGAAUCCGAGUAUUCAGUCAACGAUGAGGAGAUUAAGCAGUACUUUAGCCUUGAAACUGUGACUCAAGGCAUGUUAGAUUUGUAUCAGACGGUGCUGUCUAUUCGAUUCAAGGAGGUCGAGAAACCUCCAGUUUGGCAUGCGGAUGUGCGGUUAUUUGAAGUGUUUGACCAUUCUGGAGAGUUUAUGGGACAUUUUUAUCUCGACCUUCAUCCACGUGAAGGCAAAUACACACAUGCCGCUGUGUUUGGGUUACAGCCCGGGUGUGAAUUGCCGGACGGGAAGAGGCAGUACCCUGUGGCCGCGAUGGUUGCAAACUUUAGCAAACCCACCGCGGCCAAGCCAUCAUUGCUCAAGCACUCUGAAGUCACAACCUACUUCCAUGAGCUUGGACACGUGAUGCAUCAGAUUUGCUCUGUAACGCGGUUCUCCAGGUUCCAUGGAACGAGAGUUGAGCGGGACUUUGUUGAGGCGCCCAGUCAAAUGUUGGAGAAUUGGUGUUGGGAGGCUGGAAUUCUUCAAAAGUUGUCCGCCCAUUAUGAAAAGGGUCCAUCACACCCCUUACCAAACAAUCUGAUUGAGUCUUUGGUCAAGGCAAAGAACGUGAAUGCAGCUCUUCUGAACCUUCGACAGAUCUUUUUCGGUUGGUUCGACUUUACUCUGCACACGACUCGUAGCGGGGGUAUUUCAACCACAGACCUCUGGAACAAGCUUCGGGAGGAAGUCACGUUGAUUCCUGGAACACCUAAUACAUGGCCUGCUGCUGCCUUUGGUCACAUUAUGGGUGGCUACGAUGCCGGAUACUAUGGCUACUUGUGGUCACAAGUAUUCUCUGCCGACAUGUUCUUUUCACGGUUCAAGGUCGAGGGAGUGCAAAAUCCGGCAACAGGACUGAGUUACCGAAAGGAUAUUUUGGGCCCUGGAGGCAGUCGCGAUGGAAUGGACAUGUUGAGAAACUUUUUGGGACGAGAGCCUCGUGAUGAGGCCUUUUUGAAAAGUAUUGGGCUGGUGGAGGUUGAAGAAGGGGCCGCCGGAGGGGCGCCUGUUGUAGUCUGAACCUUUGCAUAGUGCAAUCAAACAUUAUCCAUGUUGGAAUCAAUACAACAUAGACUGUGCAAACCUCAGAUACUGAUAUAUUGUAACGUAAUGCCUUGUGUGUUGUUUAGUAUGGGUGACAAAACAAACAAACUGCAAGCCA